UAUUCUGUGGUGGAAAAUUGGAAUUGUCAAUGUCAUAUUAUUUGAAGAGUUGUCUAACGGGAAGAAAUUGAUAAUUUUAGUGUUUUCUGUUCGUUUUUCAAAUUUUGUUUUGUAAUUUUUAUUUUUCUGUUGUUUGCAAGGAAUGGAUGACGCUGAAUUUGCCCAUAGAGCCCGCAAGAGGAUAAAGGAAGUGAAAAGGAAGGCUAGACCAGAGUUAAGCACUAAAGAAUCCUGGUACCAAUGCAAUUAUGCUAAUAAUUUCGAAAAAUUUCAUAACUUUACAGAUUGUUGCGAAAGAAUUGACCAGUCUAAAGUUUCUCAACGAGAAUUUAUUUCUAGUUACGAACUUCCUUACAAGCCUGUUGUAAUUACUAAUUGCCAGAUCGGGUGGCGAGCUAUCGAGAAAUGGACGUUGGAAAGACUGGCGAAAAAGUACAGAAACCAAAAAUUUAAGUGCGGAGAAGAUAAUGAAGGUUACAGUGUGAAAAUGAAGAUGAAAUAUUAUAUUCACUACAUGCUCAACACUAAAGAUGACAGUCCCUUAUAUAUUUUUGAUAGCAACUUUGGCGAGCAUCGCCGCCGUAAAAAAAUAUUAGAAGACUACGAAGUGCCGUUAUACUUUAGAGAUGACUUAUUUAAAUACUCAGGUGAAAGUCGCAGACCACCAUAUCGUUGGUUUGUAAUGGGACCAGCUAGGUCUGGCACCGGAAUUCAUAUUGAUCCUCUUGGAACAAGUGCCUGGAAUGCUUUAGUAGUAGGACAUAAACGCUGGUGCCUAUUUCCUACGCAUACUCCAAAAGAACUUUUAAAAGUUACUGGAAGUCAAGGUGGCAAGCAAAGAGAUGAAGCUAUAACAUGGUUCAGUAUUAUUUACCCAAGAACAAAAGAACCAUCUUGGCCUGAAGACUGCAAACCUAUUGAAAUACUACAGAAACCUGGAGAGACAGUAUUUGUGCCUGGUGGCUGGUGGCAUGUAGUUCUUAAUUUAGAUACAACAAUUGCAGUUACUCAGAAUUUUUGUAGCAGAACCAAUUUCCCAGUUGUUUGGCAUAAAACAGCGAGAGGAAGACCGAAACUAUCCCGGAAAUGGUUAAAAGUUCUAAGAGAAAAGGAACCAAACCUAGCAGCCUUAGCUGAUAGGAUUAAUAUAGAGCAACCCUCAGGUGUUGCAUCUGAUAGUUCAAGCAAUUCCUCAAGUUCAAGUUCUGAUUCAGAUUCGUCACAUUCAGAUUCAGAGGAUGAAGACAGUGGUCAGGAGUCGAUAACAGCAAAGAAGAAAAGAAGAAAAUCUGAUAAUGAAUCUGAACGGAACAGAAAAGCAAUUAGAAGAGAUGCAGAAGAUCCCUCUUUACUGUGGACAAAUAAAAUAAAUCCAAGAGCUUCCACUUCUCCCUCUCAAAAAAUGGAGCGUGAUUAUAGUUGAGAAACAAGAACAAUAUAGACAAUUUAUAUAGUAUUUUUAAUAAUGUUAAAGUUAUUUAAUAUAAUAGUUAACAAUGCUCUCUUAUUUUUUCUUGAUCAAUAUAUCAGCUAUUUUGUCAUACCUUUUAUAUAUGUGUGUAUAUAUGUAUAUAGUUCGGUGUUGAAAGAGUACCAAGAAAUGGAAAAAAUAAGAGAGUAUUUAAAUAGCAUUUUCUUACUAGUCUUUUCUGACCAAAAAAUAUGUAGAAGAUUUGGAGGCUAGAAAAUAAUCUUCGCAUUGGUUGGAGGCAAGAAAAGAAGUUGUCAAAUUUUAUAAUUUUUUAAAUAGCUUUUUUGGAUGUUGGAGAAAAAUAUUCUUCCAAAUAGUAAACCAGAGUAAAUUUGAUAAAAAGAUACUAGUCAUGCCUGCAGUUCAUAGAAGUAUUUUAUCGCUGCAAAAUGAAAGACCUCCUCAUAAAGAUGAUACAGGCAGCUCAAUCAAUGCAAAUGAACAAAUCAUUCAAUUAGAAACAAAUCUAAAGAAUUAAAAACUUUACUUUUAGAAUUCGAAUUCAAUUAACAUUGUGAAGCUACAAUCGAUACAUAAACACCAUUAGUGUUCUGUCCAAAAAUUUUGUGCUUUUCGUACAGAGUGAGAACCUUGUGAUCUAAACGAUGUAAGAAAUUUUAUUAUAAUUUUUUUUAAGGGGAUAUCAAUCAAAAGAGUGUCUGUUUAGUUGAAAUUUCUAUUAUAUUUUUUUUUGUAUUAUCAUUUAUGGAGUAUUAUAAGCUAUUUUUGCUUUAGGUUAUGCCGACGAUUUAACACUAUUUCUGAUUACAUUUUUAUUGGUGACUUUGUGUGUUAUGGUUUAAUAUAAUUUUCAUCAAAACAUAAUGCGACUUUUAUUGCCUUGAUUUUUACCCUAAAUUCAGUUGUCCAUACAUGAUUAACUUUUUUUUUUUCAUUU
Molecule: messenger RNA, 2369 nt
Organism: Cylas formicarius (sweet potato weevil)
Lineage: Eukaryota; Metazoa; Arthropoda; Insecta; Coleoptera; Brentidae
Gene: PSR
Product: bifunctional arginine demethylase and lysyl-hydroxylase PSR
Exons: 7
Coding region: 143-1423 (426 amino acids)
Biological process (GO): phagocytosis
Cellular component (GO): nucleus; cytoplasm
Molecular function (GO): P-TEFb complex binding; histone H4R3 demethylase activity
Source: RefSeq, a predicted model, not a curated record